AUGAUGUUAGGGAGUCCCAUAACAUCGACGCCGGCAGGUCUAAGACUUAGUGUUGGCGGGAGAAACAGCCCUUUAAGAAGACGAAGUCUUUUACCACAAACUCGAGUUAAAAAUAUAACAGAUGAGGAACGUAACGAUGACGAUGCUGAAAGGGCUUCACUGGUUGCUGCAGAGCGGGCUCUGGCUGCUUCCACUCCUCAAUCCUCCUCAAGUCCAGGAAAAGACACCAUGUCAUCUUCGCCACUAAAAGAACAUUUCCAAGGGUGCUUGAAACUGUUUGCAGAGAACAAAAUCACUAAAGACAAUGCAUGGAAUCUACAAUUAAUAGAUUUCAUGACAUCGAUGUUGAGACGUCAUGAUGCUCGCAUGGAUAACUUGCAGACGGCAUCUACUGUGGUAGAUGCUUCUACUAGAAUAUACUCAUAUAGAGUUGACGCAGUUCAUUAUGAUGUACUGAAAAUGGCUGGCGGUUUGAGUAAAGCGGCUCAGUCAAAAAGAGGAAAAAAAGAUGAUGAUAAUGCACCACAAGAUGAGAAUCCAACAGAACAAGAAACUGUAGCUCAUAAGAAGAAAAAGAAAAAAUCUAAAGGAGCAGUGGCAGCUAACCCUGAAAUAUUUAAUGGAGAUUUUGAUGCUAAUGAUUGCAUUGAUCCUUUCUUUGAGAGGCUCGCAGCUACAACCGGUGAUGUGACUUCUUCCAACAGAGCAUUUAAUGCAACACUUCCUAUUCAUGAUGAGACACUAUCUUUGAUAUUAAGGACAGACAUACCAUUUUUGGAAUCAAUAAAGGAGAAUAUAGAUGAAGAAGAAUUAGAUCUAAAUGAUCGUAUUAGUCUUUCAUUGAAAUUAUUACCAGCCUUCAAUGAAAAUGAUAAAAUUUGUGAGCCAUUCGCUGAUUUCUCUAUAAGUAACUGGGAUCCCGAAAACGAGGAUAGCGAAAAUGUAAAUUACUGGGUGGAAGAAAACAGAUUGAAUUUAUCACAACAGGCACUAGCAUUUGAUUUGAAUGCUGAAGUUGAGCCAAUACCUCAAGAUGAAGAUCAUAAUGAUUUAUUUGAGGAUGAGCCGUUGGGUGGUCUUGAAUCUGAUGAGGAAGCGGAUGUAGCUGUAGCGGCGUGUGUAGCUCGCGUGCCUGCUACAGCCCCGGCGCGGCUAACAGACCUGCGUCCCGCGGCGCCCUCACACUCAAGGAUGGAAUACUCAUACUGUGCGCCAACACUCGCCUGGGCCGGACCCGCUCAUUGGAGGAUUAAGAGCAACAGAGCGUCCAAACAGUCAGAGCGCAGUCAGUCAACCGAUGGUAAGGUGACUGUGGAGUGUAAGAAGUUGAAGACCAAGAGGCAGUUGGACUUUUUAGGGGCUGGUCUGGCCAUGGACUGCCGGACCAACCCCGGCCCGGAAUACGAGACCGCUCAGCCAGCCAAGAUCACCAUCAGCAGGAAGACGCUGGCCACCGGACAUACAUGGAACGAGCGCAACUACAAGACGCCCGUCGACAGAGGGUUAGACGAGAGUCAUUUUCGCAAGUUGUUCCUUCGCUCCAGUGUGAUAAUCACCAGACCACAAGACGUAAAGGAGAAAGAACCUGUGACUGUAGAAACUGAUUACGAUUUCAACAACGAAAACGAUGCCUCAUACUGUACUAAAAAUGUACCGGAUGAUCCUGAAUGGGGUAAUGAAGAUAAUAUUGAAGCGCCGGAGUUACACGAACAAAUAAGACAAGAACAAGACAACGAAGAUAUAGGAGAUAUGAUUGAACCACCUACUAAGGUGGCGAAAAUUUUCAUUCCUUACGCUAUGCGAGCAAAAAAGGUUGAUAUGAAGCAACUGAAACAUUGCACAUGGAAAAUGUUAACUGGUAACAGUAGUGGUGAUAAAGAAGAGGUCUCUAAAACAACGUUCUUUUCAAUAUAUUCGAAAUUACCGAAUAAAUUAUCAACCAAUAUGAAAGAAUCUCUCAGCAUACCUCUAGCAUUACUAUCUGUACUUCAUUUAGCUAAUGAAAAAGGCCUUAUACUAGAGAAAAAGGACGAUUUGAAAGAUAUUGGUAUAGUAGGUUUAAUUAAGAAUUAA
Messenger RNA from Danaus chrysippus (African queen), 2073 nucleotides. Lineage: Eukaryota; Metazoa; Arthropoda; Insecta; Lepidoptera; Nymphalidae. The record is from the annotation of a GenBank genome assembly.